Messenger RNA from Verruconis gallopava, 997 nucleotides. RefSeq lists its product as uncharacterized. Gene Ontology annotation, biological process: spliceosomal snRNP assembly; mRNA splicing, via spliceosome. Lineage: Eukaryota; Fungi; Ascomycota; Dothideomycetes; Venturiales; Sympoventuriaceae. The transcript has 3 exons. Gene Ontology annotation, cellular component: precatalytic spliceosome; U1 snRNP; U4 snRNP. The record is from RefSeq and is a predicted model, not a curated record. Gene Ontology annotation, molecular function: RNA binding. Bases 230 to 520 code for a protein of 96 amino acids.
CUUCAAAAAACUCGCCAAGCCAGCCGAACAGGGAAAGCUUAGGUCAAGGAAAAAUCAACGCCCCAGCCCGGCAACCGCGACCUCGUACAAACACGAAUACACGUUUGCGGAAAGCGCAACGGACCUUAGCAUUGCAGCGCCGCAGUUCAACCUUUGUAUGUGCUUAUCUUGCCUGUUUGCGAGCGUGCGGUCCACCCGUGCUGUACUCGAGCGCAUUUAAUCUAUCACCAUGUCAGGACGACAAGGCGGCGGCAGGCGGGACAAGGUUCUCAUUCCGCCCAUCAACUUCAUCUUCAGACUCCUCACGUCAAAGGCCCACGUCUCGAUAUGGCUGUACGAGCAGCUGGGCUUCCGGAUUGAGGGCUACAUCAGGGGAUUUGAUGAGUUCAUGAACCUGGUCAUCGACAACGCAGUGGAAGUUAGGCAGGCGACAAAAACGGAGGAAGAGUCGAGACGGCUGCUUGGCCAGAUACUUCUCAAAGGCGACAAUGUAUCAUUGAUUCAGGAGCUACAGGCAUGACGACUUGCGUGCCAAGGCAGCGGAGGAGGCAUAAUCCACCAAUUACGAUGAUGGUGAGGCUUUAAAAGGGCGAGAGAACUUCAUCAAGUGUGGCGCAACCAAGAUGUAGAAAAUGGCGUUUAGAGUAAGGGACAUUCCAUAGCAGGAUAUUGUGGUUUACACACCAUUGGUCAACUCUGCGUCGACGGCGGCGCCUGUCGCCGGAACACACUUCCAUCUCCUGCAAUAACGGCGUCAAGUCGGACAUCUGUCCCGUCCAUGGGUAUUUCCUUUCCUGCAGGGAGCAGUUGAUCCACUAGGGAAAGACCAACUAGGAGAGAGAAGACAAUCAGCCCCAGAAUCAAGAAAGAAGUGCGUUUGAAUCAAUUGAUCGUCAUCAACUCAAACCAAACCCCUUGAAAAUGAACUACACGAGGACGCAAGACGAGGUACAUACCUUUCCAAGGCACUCUAGCUCCCAAUCCAGCUUCCUUGUUG